CGCACCGGAGCCCCGCGUCCGCCCGCGUCCCGCCUGAGCCGUGCGCCCGCGCCCUGCGCCCCGCGAUGCGCGCCAAGUUGCGGACCAGGGACCCGGGGCUGGCGCCCUAGGAGGCGGCGGCGGGAGGAUCGCGCCCCGGCUGGAGGCCGGGCCUGCUGCGCGCCCCCAGCCCGAUCGGCACCGCCACUUGCCUGAGCGCCCGGGCAGCCCGAGCGCACCCCGAGCUCGGGCGCCGCCGCCUCCACCUCCGCAAGGUCCCCCAGAGUCUUUGAGGACACAGCGUUGCUGGUGGCUGUUUCUGGUGCCUGGCACAGGGAGGCCCUCGAGCAGAUGACGAAGACUGGCUUUUAAUCCUUGGAGACCAUUGAGAGGGAGCUUACAGGGGCCCACGAGCCCCACUGGACGCCCACCACCAUGUCGGGGUCCACGCAGCCCGUGGCACAGACGUGGAGGGCCACCGAGCCCCGUUACCCGCCCCACGGCGUUUCCUACCCCGUGCAGAUCGCCCGGCCACACACGGACGUCGGGCUGCUUGAGUACCAGCACCACCCCCGUGACUACACCUCACACCUGUCGCCGGGCUCCAUCAUCCAGCCCCAGCGGAGGAGGCCCUCCCUGCUGUCCGAAUUUCAGCCCGGGAAUGAAAGGUCCCAGGAGCUUCACCUGCGACCCGAGUCGCACUCAUACCUGCCUGAGCUGGGCAAGUCGGAGAUGGAAUUCCUGGAGAGCAAGCGCCCUCGCCUGGAGCUGCUGCCUGACCCGCUGCUGCGGCCCUCGCCCCUGUUGGCCACUGGCCAGCCCGGGGGCUCCGAGGACCUGUCCAAGGACCGCAGCCUGACAGGCAAGCUGGAGCCGGUGUCUCCUCCCAGCCCCCCACAUGCUGACCCUGAGUUGGAGCUGGUACCUCCACGGCUCUCCAAGGAGGAGCUGAUCCAGAAUAUGGAUCGGGUGGACCGUGAGAUCACCAUGGUAGAGCAGCAGAUCUCCAAGCUGAAGAAGAAGCAGCAACAGCUGGAGGAGGAGGCCGCCAAGCCACCGGAGCCCGAGAAGCCCGUGUCGCCACCACCCAUCGAGUCGAAGCAUCGCAGCCUGGUGCAGAUCAUCUACGACGAGAACCGGAAGAAGGCCGAGGCUGCACAUCGGAUUCUGGAAGGCCUGGGGCCCCAGGUGGAGCUGCCAUUGUACAACCAGCCCUCCGACACCAGGCAGUAUCAUGAGAACAUCAAAAUAAACCAGGCGAUGCGGAAAAAGUUAAUCUUGUACUUCAAGAGGAGGAAUCACGCCCGGAAACAAUGGGAGCAGAAGUUCUGCCAGCGCUAUGACCAGCUCAUGGAGGCCUGGGAGAAGAAGGUGGAGCGCAUUGAGAACAACCCCCGGCGGCGGGCCAAGGAGAGCAAGGUGCGCGAGUACUACGAGAAGCAGUUCCCCGAGAUCCGCAAGCAGCGGGAGCUGCAGGAGCGCAUGCAGAGCAGGGUGGGCCAGCGGGGCAGCGGGCUCUCCAUGUCGGCCGCCCGCAGCGAGCACGAGGUGUCCGAGAUCAUCGAUGGCCUCUCGGAGCAGGAGAACCUGGAGAAGCAGAUGCGCCAGCUGGCCGUGAUCCCACCGAUGCUGUACGACGCCGACCAGCAGCGUAUCAAGUUCAUCAACAUGAACGGGCUUAUGGACGACCCCAUGAAGGUGUACAAAGACCGCCAGGUCAUGAACAUGUGGAGCGAGCAGGAGAAGGAGACCUUCCGGGAGAAAUUCAUGCAGCACCCCAAGAACUUCGGCCUGAUCGCAUCGUUCCUGGAGAGGAAGACGGUGGCUGAGUGUGUCCUCUAUUACUACCUGACCAAGAAGAAUGAGAACUACAAGAGCCUGGUGAGACGCAGCUACCGGCGCCGCGGCAAGGGCCAGCAACAGCAGCAGCAGCAGAUGCCCCGCAGCAACCAGGAGGAGAAAGAUGAGAAGGAGAAGGAGAAGGAGGCCGAGAAGGAGGAGGAGAAGCCGGACGUGGAGAAUGACAAGGAGGAGCUGAUCAAGGAGAAGACGGAUGACACCUCUGGGGAAGACAACGAUGAGAAGGAGGCAGUGGCCUCCAAAGGCCGCAAAACCGCCAACAGCCAGGGAAGACGCAAAGGCCGCAUCACCCGCUCAAUGGCCAAUGAGGCCAACAGCGAGGAGGCCAUCACCCCGCAGCAGAGCGCCGAGCUGGCUUCCAUGGAGAUGAACGAGAGUUCUCGCUGGACCGAAGAAGAGAUGGAAACAGCCAAGAAAGGUCUCCUGGAACACGGCCGGAACUGGUCGGCCAUCGCCCGGAUGGUGGGCUCCAAGACGGUGUCCCAGUGUAAGAACUUCUACUUCAACUACAAGAAGAGGCAGAACCUGGAUGAGAUCCUGCAGCAGCACAAGCUGAAGAUGGAGAAGGAGAGGAACGCACGGAGGAAGAAGAAGAAAGCGCCAGCUGCUGCCAGUGAGGAGGCUGCCUUCCCGCCCGUGGUGGAGGACGAGGAGAUGGAGGCGUCAGGCGUGAGCGGGAACGAGGAGGAGAUGGCGGAGGAGGCAGAAGCCUUACACGCCUCUGGGAACGAGGUACCCAGAGGGGAAUGCAGUGGCCCAGCCACUGUCAACAACAGCUCCGACACCGAGAGCAUCCCGUCGCCCCGCACCGAGGCCGCCAAGGACGCCGCGCAGAACGGGCCCAAGCCCCCGCCCACCCCGGGCGCCGAUGCGCCACCCCCUGAGCCCCCCAGCCCGCCACCUGAGGACGCCCCGGCCCCCAGCGAGCCCGCCCCGGCCCCCGAAGCCGCCUGCCCGCCCGCGUCCCCACCGGCACCCGCCUCGCCUGCCGCGGCCCCUGCUGUGGUCCCCAAGGAGGAGAAGGAGGAAGAGGCCGCAGCCGCCCCCUCGGCCCAAGAAGGGGAGGAGCAGAAGCCCCCUGCGGCCCCAGAGCUGGCAGCCGACGUGGGCAAGACGGAGGAGCCCAGCGAGGCGCCCCCCUCGGAGCCCAUCAAGAGCGAGUGCAAGGAGGAGGCCGCCGAGGAGGGGCCCGCCAAGGUCAAGGGCACGGAGGCCGCAGCCGAGGCCGCCCCCGAGGGCGCGCUCCAGGUGGAGAAGAAGGAGGGCGGCGGCCCUGGGGGCAAGGGCCCCGCGGCCAAGGGCUCGGGCGCCCCCCAGGACAGCGACUCCAGCGCCACCUGCAGCGCCGACGAGGUCGACGAGCCCGAGGGCGGCGACAAGAACAGGCUCCUGUCGCCACGGCCCAGCCUCCUCACCCCGACCAGCGACGCCAGGACCAACGCCUCGCCCCAGAAGCCGCUGGACCUGAAGCAGCUGAAGCAGCGGGCGGCCGCCAUCCCCCCGAUUCAGGUCACCAAAGCCCACGAGCCCCCCCGGGAGGACGCGGCUCCCCCCAAGCCAGCUGCCCCUGCUCCUCCGCCAGCGCAGCACCUGCACCCGGAGGGCGACAGCCCCCAGCAGCCCGGCAGCAGCCCUCGAGGCAAAAGCAGGAGCCCUGUGCCUGCUGCUGAGAAGGAGGCAGAGAAGCCCGUGUUCUUCCCGGCCUUUGCGGCUGAGGGCCAGAAGCUGCCCACGGAUCCCUCGUGUUGGACGUCAGGCCUGCCCUUCCCUGUGCCCCCUCGCGAGGUGAUCAAGGCCUCUCCGCACGCCCCUGACCCCUUGGCCUUCUCCUACGCACCGCCUGGUCACCCGCUGCCCCUGGGCCUCCAUGACAGCGCCCGGCCCGUCCUACCACGCCCACCCACCAUCUCCAACCCGCCGCCCCUCAUCUCCUCCACCAAGCACCCCAGCGUCCUUGAGAGGCAAAUGGGUGCCAUCUCCCAGGGAAUGUCUGUGCAGCUCCACGUCCCGUACUCAGAGCAUGCCAAGGCCCCCGUGGGCCCCAUCACCAUGGGGCUGCCCCUCACCAUGGACCCCAAGAAGCUGGCGCCCUUCAGCGGAGUGAAGCAGGAGCAGCUGUCCCCACGGGGCCAGGCUGGGCCACCGGAGAGCCUGGGGGUACCUACGGCUCAGGAGACGUCCGUGCUGAGAGGGACGUCUCUGGGCUCGGUUCCAGGAGGAAGCAUCACCAAGGGCAUCCCCAGCACGCGGGUGCCUUCCGAGAGCCCCGUCACGUACCGCGGCUCCAUCACCCAUGGCACUCCAGCCGACGUCCUGUACAAGGGCACCAUCACCAGGAUCAUCGGUGAGGACAGCCCAAGCCGCCUGGACCGCAGCCGGGAGGACGGCCUGCCCAAGGGCCACGUCAUCUACGAGGGCAAGAAGGGCCACGUGCUGUCCUACGAGGGUGGCAUGUCCGUGUCCCAGUGCUCCAAGGAGGAUGGCAGGAGCAGCUCAGGACCUCCCCACGAGACGGCCGCCCCCAAGCGCACCUAUGACAUGAUGGAGGGCCGUGUCAGCAGGGCCAUCUCCUCAGCCAGCAUCGAAGGUCUCAUGGGCCGCGCCAUCCCGCCCGAGCGACACAGCCCCCACCACCUCAAGGAGCAGCACCACAUCCGAGGCUCCAUCACGCAAGGGAUCCCACGAUCCUACGUGGAGGCCCAGGAAGACUACCAGCGUCGGGAGGCCAAGCUCCUGAAGCGUGAGGGCACGCCGCCCCCGCCCCCCCCACCCCCACGGGACCUGGCCGAGGCCUACAAGGCCCGGCCCUUGGAGGCCCUGGGCCCCCUGAAGCUGAAGCCGGCCCACGAGGGCCUGGUGGCGACAGUGAAGGAGGCCGGCCGCUCCAUCCAUGAGAUUCCACGGGAGGAGCUGCGGCGCACGCCUGAACUGCCCCUGGCCCCGCGGCCGCUCAAGGAGGGCUCCAUCACGCAGGGCACCCCGCUCAAGUAUGACACCAGCACGUCCUCCACCGGCUCCAAAAAGCACGACGUGCGCUCCAUCAUCGGCAGCCCCGGCCGGACGUUCCCGGCGGUGCACCCGUUGGACGUGAUGGCCGACACCCGGGCGCUGGAGCGCGCCUGCUACGAGGAGAGUCUGAAGAGCCGGCCGGGCGCCGUCAGCAGCUCGGGGGGCUCCAUCACCCGGGGGGCCCCGGUCAUCGUGCCUGAGCUGGGCAAGCCACGGCAGAGCCCCCUGACCUACGAGGACCACGCGGCGCCCUUCGCCAGCCACCUACCCCGCGGAUCACCGGUGACCACACGGGAGCCAACCCCGCGCCUGCAGGAGGGCAGCCUCUCGUCCAGCAAGGCAUCCCAGGACCGAAAGCUGACGUCCACGCCCCGUGAGAUCGCCAAGUCCCCACACAGCACCGUGCCUGAACAUCACCCCCACCCCAUGUCGCCCUACGAGCACCUGCUCCGGGGCGUGAGUGGCGUGGACCUGUACCGCGGCCACAUCCCGCUGGCCUUCGACCCCACCUCCAUCCCCCGUGGGAUCCCUCUGGAUGCAGCCGCUGCCUAUUACCUGCCCCGGCACCUGGCCCCCAACCCCACCUACCCACACCUGUACCCGCCUUACCUCAUCCGCGGCUACCCCGACACGGCGGCACUGGAGAACCGCCAGACAAUCAUCAACGACUACAUCACCUCUCAGCAGAUGCACCACAACGCGGCCACCGCCAUGGCCCAGCGAGCUGACAUGCUGAGGGGCCUGUCGCCCCGCGAGUCCUCGCUGGCGCUCAACUACGCCGCCGGCCCGCGAGGCAUCAUCGACCUGUCCCAAGUGCCACACCUGCCUGUGCUGGUGCCCCCGACACCAGGCACUCCGGCCACCGCCAUGGACCGCCUAGCCUACCUCCCCACGGCACCGCAGCACUUCAGCAGCCGGCUCAGCAGCUCCCCGCUCUCCCCAGGAGGCCCCACUCACUUGACAAAGCCCACGGCCUCGGCCUCGUCCGAGAGGGAGCGGGAACGGGAGCGCGAUCGGGAGAAGUCCAUCCUCGCGUCCGCCACCACGGUGGAGCACGCGCCCAUCUGGAGACCCGGUACGGAGCAGAGCGGCGGCGGCGGCGGCGGCGGCGGCGGGGGUGGGAGCGGCGGCAGCCGCCCCGCCUCCCACUCCCACUCCCACCAGCACUCGCCCAUCUCACCCCGGACCCAGGACGCCAUCCAGCAGAGGCCCAGCGUGCUGCACAACACGGGCAUGAAGAACAUCGUCACCUCCGUGGAGCCCAGCACGCCCACGGUCCUGAGGUGGGCCAGGUCCACCUCCACCUCCUCGCCUGUCCGCCCGGCCGCCACAUUCCCACCCGCCACCCACUGCCCACUGGGUGGCACCCUCGACGGGGUCUACCCCACCCUCCUGGAGCCUGUCUUGCUGCCUAAGGAGGCCCCGCGGGUCACCCGGCCCGAGCGGCCCCGAGCGGACGCCGGCCACACCUUCCUCGCCAAGCCCCCAGCCCGCGCGGGGCUGGAGCCCGCGUCCUCCCCCGGCAAGGGCUCUGAGCCCCGGCCCCUGGCGCCGCCUGGCUCCGGCCACGCAGCCAUCGCCCGCGCCCCGGCGAAGGGCCUCACGCCCCACCACGCCAGCCCGGACCAGCCAGCGCCGCCCGCCUCGGCCUCGGACCUGCACCGGGAAAAGACUCAAAGUAAACCCUUUUCCAUCCAGGAAUUGGAACUCCGUUCUCUGGGUAAGACCACCCUGACAGCGGCCACCUUCAUAGACGCGAUAAUCAUGCGUCAAAUUGCUCACGAUAAAGGGCCGCGAGAAGGAGGUUCGCUGGCCAACGACUCCCCUCGCGAUGGUUACCACGGCGGCGGCUACAGCCCUGAUGGGGUGGAGCCCGUCAGCCCCGUGAGCUCGCCCAGCCUGACCCAUGACAAGGGGCUCCCCAAGCACCUGGAGGAACUCGACAAGAGCCACCUGGAAGGGGACCUGCGGCACAAGCAGCCAGGCCCGGGGAAGCUCAGCGGCGAGGCUGCACACCUCCCACACCUGCGGCCGCUGCCCGAGAGCCAGCCCUCGUCCAGCCCGCUGCUCCAGACCACCCCAGGGGUCAAAGGUCACCAGCGGGUGGUCACGCUGGCACAGCACAUCAGUGAGGUCAUCACGCAGGACUACACGCGGCACCACCCACAGCAGCUCAGCGCGCCCCUCCCUGCCCCCCUUUACUCCUUCCCCGGAGCCAGCUGCCCCGUCCUGGACCUUCGCCGCCCGCCCAGCGACCUCUACCUCCCAGCCCCGGACCAUGGCGCCCCGGCCCGUGGCUCACCCCACAGUGAAGGGGGCAAGAGGUCUCCAGAGCCAAGCAAGACGUCAGCCUUGGGCAGCAGUGAGGAUGGUAUAGAACCUGUGUCCCCGCCGGAGGGCAUGGCAGAGCCCGGGCAUCCCCGGAGCACCAUGUACCCGCUGCUGUACCGGGACGGGGAGCAGGCGGAGCCCAGCAGGAUGGGCUCCAAAUCCCCAGGCAACACCAGCCAGCCGCCGGCCUUCUUCAGCAAGCUGACCGAGAGCAACUCGGCCAUGGUCAAAUCUAAGAAACAGGAGAUCAACAAGAAGCUGAACACCCACAACCGGAACGAGCCAGAAUACAAUAUUGGCCAGCCCGGGACGGAGAUCUUCAACAUGCCCGCCAUCACCGGAGCAGGCCUCAUGACCUGCAGAAGCCAGGCGGUGCAGGAGCAUGCCAGCACCAACAUGGGGCUGGAGGCCAUUAUUAGAAAGGCGCUCAUGGGUAAAUAUGAUCAGUGGGAGGAGCACCCGCUCAGCGCCAAUGCUUUUAACCCUCUGAAUGCCAGUGCCAGCCUGCCCGCUGCUAUGCCCGUAACCGCUGCUGACGGACGGAGGGAACACGCGCUCACCUCGCCAGGUGGUGGCGGGAAGGCCAAAGUCUCUGGCAGACCCAGCAGCCGAAAAGCCAAGUCCCCGGCCCCAGGCCUGGCGUCUGGGGACCGGCCACCCUCCGUCUCCUCAGUGCAUUCGGAGGGAGACUGCAACCGCCGGACCCCACUCACCAACCGCGUGUGGGAGGACCGGCCCUCGUCCGCAGGGUCCACACCGUUCCCCUACAACCCCCUGAUCAUGCGGCUGCAGGCGGGGGUCAUGGCCUCCCCGCCCCCGCCUGGCCUCCCCGCGGGCAGCGGGCCCCUGGCCGGCCCCCAUCACGCCUGGGACGAGGAGCCCAAGCCGCUGCUCUGCUCGCAGUACGAGACGCUCUCCGACAGCGAGUGAGGCUCAGAACGGGGUGGGCCGGCGAGCGGCCGGCUGCCGACUCCCCCCACCGAGGAAGGAGCCCCUGAGUCUGCCUGUGCGCCCGUCUGUCCGUCCGUCCGUCCAGAGCCGGCAUCCUUGCCUGUCUAAAGCCUUAACUACGACUCCCGCCCCGGCUGGCCCUGUGCAGUGACCUUACUCAGGGGAUGUUUACCUGGUGCUCGGGAGGGGAGGGGCCGGGGAGGGGGCACGGCAGGCGUGUGGCGGCCACACGCGCACAGCCGGGGCGGCCAGGGACCCAAAGCAGGACGACCACGCACCUCCCACGCCACUGCCUCCCCACCUAACGCAUUUGGAACCAAAGUCUAAACUGAGCUAGCAGGCCCCGCACCCGCCCUCCGUCCCCAUCCCGCUUAGCACUCUGGACAGACGGACACAGGCCCUGUCCAGGCCCCAGCGCUCUUGUCCCGGUCCCCACGGGCUGCCCCAGCCGACGAGAUCGCUGGAAACCAAGUCAGGCCAGAUGGGCGGGCGACAGGGCCGGGUGCGGCCUGGGGUGAGCGGCUGCUCCGAGGAACUGGACUGUUUUUUUCAUACAUCGUUGCCGCAGCGGUGGGAAGGAAAGGCAGGUGUAAAUGAUAUAUUGGUUUACAGGGUAUAUUUUUGAUACCUUCAAUGAAUUAAUUCAGAUGUUUUAAGCAAGGAAGGACUUACCCAGUAUUAUUGCUGCUGUGCUUUCGAUCUCUGCUUACCGUUCAAGAGGCGUGCGCAGGCCAACAGUCGGUGACCCCAUAGUCCGCAGGACCGAGGUGGGGCAGGGGCUGCCAGCUCUCGAGCCCCCCUGCGUCCUCCCUCCCUCCCUUCCUUGGGCAGAAUGAGUUUGAAGGGGAUUCUGUGACCGCCAUCUGCGCACGGCGGUGGCGUCCUGUCAUUUACACACGUUCUUCUCAUUAAAAAGCGAAUUAUACUCGA
Messenger RNA from Balaenoptera ricei (Rice's whale), 9060 nucleotides. It is a transcript of the gene NCOR2, whose product is annotated as nuclear receptor corepressor 2. Gene Ontology annotation, molecular function: transcription corepressor activity. The transcript has 49 exons. The record is from RefSeq and is a predicted model, not a curated record. Gene Ontology annotation, biological process: negative regulation of transcription by RNA polymerase II. The coding region runs from base 415 to 8109 and encodes 2564 amino acids. NCBI's taxonomy places the organism in Eukaryota, Metazoa, Chordata, Mammalia, Artiodactyla, Balaenopteridae.